Molecule: messenger RNA, 834 nt
Organism: Komagataella phaffii GS115
Lineage: Eukaryota; Fungi; Ascomycota; Pichiomycetes; Pichiales; Pichiaceae
Exons: 1
Coding region: 1-834 (277 amino acids)
Source: RefSeq, a predicted model, not a curated record
AUGAGCUAUCUAAUUAUAAGCUUUGAUAGUAGCACCAAUAUUGACGAUGAGGUAUCAAUAACAGGAUCCUUCAAUCAUUGGUCAGAGAAAUUACCACUCAAAAGGGACAAUAAACACUGGGAGAUCCAUCUGGAUCCGAAAGGGGUGACUGAGCCGUUGGUGUUUAAGUUUAUCAUAAAGUCGCCUGAUGGUUCAGAAAACUGGUGCUGUUCAGAUAUGUAUCAAAAAGUGACCGACGAGAGUGGAAAUGAGAACAACGUUGUUGAUGAUCUUGAAAGGUUGCAAACCAAAGAUCCCUCUACGGCAAGGACUGUUGAGGAGGAGCAAGAAGAGAAAGUGGAUGGACAUAGUGGUGAGCAAAUUGUUGAUGCAAAGAAUGAAAAGGCUAAUAAGCCGGUAGACUCAGAAUCAGAGUAUGAAAAUGACCAAUCAAGUGUGCACAAUAACACCGUUCAAUCAACAGUUGAUAAUAAAGCAGAAGAAUUUAACCCGUUCAUUGACGAAGAUUUUCAGCUGCAUCCAACAAGCCCCCAUAAUUCGUCGUCCUCUAAUACUGCUUCCAAUCGAUUGCCUCAUCAGAAUAUCUCAAAUAUGGUCCACAUCUCGUCUAUUAAGAACGGGACAACAACAAACGACCAUGACCAGGAAUCUCCUUCAGAGUCGCAGAAUCCUCCUAAAACAGUGGCUAAAGUGUUCUAUGCUUUUCCUUGGUUUUUCAAAUUCCUCUUCUUGAGACUUUUUGGCUACUCAAAUAAUUAUUUUAGCGUAAGACGAUUUGUGGGGCAAUUGUUUGGUUUCAUUCAUAAACCAUCGGAGAAUAACAACAGCGACUAG